AUGACCCUCGUGGUCAGCUACUGGAGCUCGCAGGACAUGGCGUGGCUGGACGGGAACAGCUCGAAGGCCCGAGGCCUCUGCCAGGAGGAGCGCCCCGACGCCUGCCCCGCCCGGGUGUCCUUUGGCAACUUCUCGGUGCAGGACGUCCACGCGAAGGAGGAGCCCGCGGCUCCGGGCCGCGGGAGCUGCGACUGCCCGGCGGCGCGCAGCCCGGUGUGCGGCAUGGACGGGAAGACGUACAACAGCAGCUGCGCUGCCGUCUGCUCUGGGGUCACCGUGCACAGCGCGGGCCGGUGCCCGGGCCACUCGAUCCCGCUCCCCUCGGGCGCGAGCGACGGCCCGAGCACCACGUGGAUGCCCGCGGCGGAGACGGUGGCGAAGCUCUGCCCCACCGCGGCGUACGAGGAGCAGGAGGGCGCGUUCCUCGAGGGGGCCUUCCCGGUGGGCACGGGGGACUGCCCGGGGGGCGCGGAGUGCCAGUUCAGGACUCGAAGGAGAAACACGCGUUUUGCAACGCCCAGCCCGACUGCGCUGGGCUGCUGCGCCACCCGCUGUCCGGCGACUGCCGGGGCGGCCUGGGUUGCUUCACGCCGCGCCGCGGCGCCGUGGCGGCCGAGCCACCGUUGUUCGGGCAGCUCGGUGGCAGGUGCUGGGUGUUGA
Molecule: messenger RNA, 660 nt
Organism: Prorocentrum cordatum
Lineage: Eukaryota; Dinophyceae; Prorocentrales; Prorocentraceae
Source: the annotation of a GenBank genome assembly